Messenger RNA from Rhagoletis zephyria (snowberry fruit fly), 2173 nucleotides. RefSeq names its product putative fatty acyl-CoA reductase CG5065. Gene Ontology annotation, molecular function: alcohol-forming very long-chain fatty acyl-CoA reductase (NADP+) activity. The record is from RefSeq and is a predicted model, not a curated record. Gene Ontology annotation, biological process: long-chain fatty-acyl-CoA metabolic process. Gene Ontology annotation, cellular component: peroxisome. NCBI's taxonomy places the organism in Eukaryota, Metazoa, Arthropoda, Insecta, Diptera, Tephritidae.
UUAUUUAAAGGCAUCGCCGUGACUUCUUGUGAUUGUACAUUAUAAUUCAAAAGGCUAACAUGCGCCUAUAUGAGUUAAUGCUGGAGCAAAAGGUAACUCCACUUCAGCACUUCUACGAAGGAGCGAAUAUAUUAAUAACGGGUGGAACAGGUUUUCUAGGCAAAAUUUUACUUAAUAAAUUAUUCACCUCAUGCCCUGGCAUCGAAAACAUAUAUAUAUUAAUUCGAAACAAAAAUAAUAAGGACGUCCACACACGCGUUGAAGAAAUUUUUGAUGAUCCGAUAUUCAAUGCUAUGAAAAAAGUGGCACCAAAAUUUCGUCAUCAGUUUCAAGGCAUAGCCGGCGACUGUAUGUUACCAGGUUUGGGUCUGAGUCAAGAAGACCGAAAGCUUUUGAUCCAGCGUGUUAACAUCGUUUUUCACAUGGCAGCAACAGUUCGAUUUGACGAGAAACUAAAAGUGGCUAUGCAAAUAAAUGUGAAAGCAGCACGGGAUAUCAUGUUACUUUGCAGUGAAAUGAAGCAAUUGAAAAGUAUACUGCAUGUGUCCACAGCAUAUACUCAAUGCCCACUACGACAAAUUGAUGAAAAGUUUUAUCCUCCGCCUAGUAAUUCCGAAAACCUAAUACUACUUACAGAGUGCACACCGGAGAACCUGUUGGAAUCAAUGACGCCUCUACUAUUAGGCAAAUGGCCAAACACUUACACCUUCACAAAAGCUGUUGCAGAGGACAUAAUUAAAACCUAUGGUAAAAAUUUGCCAGUAGGCAUGUUUCGACCUGGCAUCGUUAUAUCUACUUACCGAGAUCCUGUUUGCGGUUGGAUUGAUAACUUUUAUGGCCCAACGGGAGCCAUUGCCGGUGCUGGCACGGGAGUCAUUCGUACAUUACGAUGUGAUCCAAGAGCUGUGGCUAAUAUGGUGCCGGUGGAUUUGUGUGUAAAUAGUAUUAUUGCCGCAACGUGGGACAUAUCACAAAGACACAAGAUGAUAAAUCUAGAAAAGGAUAUACCGGUUUAUAAUUUCUGUACAUCGAAAUGCAAUCAGCUAACUUGGGGCGAUUUCACAACCAAAACAACAAAAUACGGUUUAAUGUACCCAACAAUCAAAGCGCUUUGGUACUUAUGCUACGCGAAUACGCCUAAUAAGCUCUUACACAUGUUGUCGAUAUUUUUCUUGCACUAUGUACCCGCUACGAUUUUCGAUGUAAUUUGUAUGUGCUUGGGUAAAAAACCACGACUGCUAAAUACUUACAAGAAGAUUCAUAGAUUUAUGCGCGUGAUUGAAUAUUUCUCCAUGCGGCAAUGGGACUUCCAAACUGAUAAUGUGAGAAAUCUGUGGCAACGACUUUCUGACAAGGAUAAGGAUAUAUUUUUCUUCGAUAUGACCCAAUUAGAUUGGGAUUUAUUUUUGCAACAAUAUUUUCGAGGGAUACGACAAUACUUAUUACAUGACCCGCUUGAUACGAUACCUCAAGCCCUUGUAAGAUGGAAUAGGUUAUAUUGGUUACAUCAAUGUAUAAAAGUACUUGUUUUCAUAUUAUCGGCGCAUAUCGCGUGGUUGAUUUUCUCCAGAUUCUUUUAACUUGAAAAUUUCCUUGACGUAAAACAAUAACUUGCUUGUUUACUAGAGUAUUCAAGCAUAACAUGAAAUAGAAUACAUAUGCCCUUAUUAUCAACUAUCCGGUUAAAGCAUGGUCGUUUCCGCAGUAAGUUGCCGUUAAAAUGUUGCAUGUAUAAGCGCAUCGCUCAAAAUAAAUUUAUUUUCAACAUCAACAUGGCACCAUAAGUUUCCAUGGGCUAUCGAUUUUACUACGAAAAAAGGCACAACAGGAUUAGCCGUUAUUUCGGUAAAACGGAAAAUGUUGCAAAUGUUGCGGUUUUUCCGCAAGCAAUUUCCUACUAAUUCAGAUAAAAACCAGCAUUUGCAAUACAUACUUUCAAAGUAUAAUAAGUAUUAAAAAAUAUAUAUUAUGGGCACUUUAGUGUAAUUUUAUAUUUCUGUUAACGUAUCUCUUAAAUGUACUUAUGUACACUUAUACACAGGAAUACCAAAAAUCAUUGUCUUAUGCUCCAUAAUGUUAAAAAAAAUAUUAUUUAGAUUAAUGAAAAUGUCAGUAUACAUAUAAAAUAUAAGCAAUAAAGAGUCAAAUGCCAUACCGUUUUUAUACUGUAUCG